AUGGCAAACAGUGAGUUACUUAGCCUUCUGUGUGUAGCGUCGCUCACAGUACUGGUGAAUGCUACAGCAAAUCUUAGUUUUACUGAUGAGAUUGCCAUUCUGAAGGAGAGAGUUGGCGAUCUGGAACAGAGACUAAUUGAAUCGCAAAGUAUAUCAGCACAGUUUCUUGAAGAUGUGAACCAACAGCUUAAAGCUCUGUCAAACAGUGUUGCCUUCUUCGAGCGUCUGGACCAAAGCUACGAGAAUAUUGGUGAAUGGGAGACGAUUGUGUUUCAAACGGUGGUUACCAACGAGGGUAGGGCGUACAAUGGAACUACGGGUGAAUUCACCGCACCAGUGGAUGGCACUUACGUAUUUUAUUCGAGCAUCUUGACGAGAGCAGGAAGGUCUAUUGAAACAUCUCUCAAAGUCAAUGACAUCAACAAACUGUACCUUUAUUCCGGAGGGACAGCCAAAUUCUAUGGCUCAGGCAGCAACAUGGCGGUUUUGAAUCUGAUCUCUGGGGAUAAAGUUAAGAUGGUGAAACAUGGGUCUUGGGGAUCGGGGCCAUUCUACAUUCAUGUUAACUGGAGUACUUUCUCCGGCUUUCUACUGAAACCAAGCUUCUGAAUCCACAUGCAUUUCAAAGGAAUCAUUGGUUUCAUAUUUGAUUGAAGAAUGGUAAUCGUUUUGCUCCAGUUGUGUUUUUGUUACGAAAUGACUCACUAUAAUCAUGUUUUUAUGUUACUAUGAAAGAAAAUGUGCAAGUUUGAAUAUAUGCUGUAAUAUUAUUCAAGAAAUUAUGUGCACUAGCUUUAAAAUACAAAUGUCAAAAUCAUCAGAUUCUUCUUGCCACGCAUCAUUACAGGUUUAAUUCAUUUGUGUUUUAAAACCUGUUUAAUAUAUCGUAUUGAAUUCAGUCAGGUAAAUAAUCUAUAAUAGUCAAUCAAAGUAAAUAUUAUAUGUUAGCAUUUAAAUUAAGCACACAUAAACAAACACACACGCGC
Mya arenaria is the source of this 986-nucleotide messenger RNA. Its product is annotated as heavy metal-binding protein HIP-like. The record is from RefSeq and is a predicted model, not a curated record. NCBI's taxonomy places the organism in Eukaryota, Metazoa, Mollusca, Bivalvia, Myida, Myidae. The coding region runs from base 1 to 609 and encodes 202 amino acids. Gene Ontology annotation, molecular function: protein binding. The transcript has a single exon.